CCCCGCCUCCCCGCCCAAUCGGUUGCGACAUCGCGACACAAGCCAUCGCGACAGAGUCAACAGCGGCACAGUCGAUGGCGCCAACAUCGCGACAUCGCGACAUUGCGACACUUGCACUUGCACCUGCUUCCCUGCUCAAAACCGGGAGCCGUCUUGCCCUUCCCGCCCACCAACCGGUCCCCACCACAAACUCCGCCACACGGUGGCAUUAAUCGUUUAAGCGUUUAUCGUUGAAUGAAGCCACACCUCUCCACACACACAAUGGCUCUUCGUCGCAUUCAGAAGGAGCUGCAGGACCUCGCAAAGGACCCGCCGGCCAACUGCUCGGCUGGCCCGCGUGACGAGAGCGACCUCUACCGCUGGCAGGCGACCCUGGUCGGCCCGGAGGAUUCUCCCUACGCCGGUGGCGUCUUCACACUCGACAUUCUGUUCCCGACGGACUACCCGUUCAAGCCGCCGAAGAUCCAGUUCACCACUAAGAUUUACCACCCGAACGUCAACUCGAAUGGAGGCAUCUGCCUUGACAUCCUCAAGAGCCAAUGGUCACCUGCACUGACCAUCUCCAAGGUCCUUCUCUCCAUCUGCUCGCUGCUCACCGACCCGAACCCGGAUGACCCGCUUGUGGCCUCCAUCGCCGACGUCUACAAGACCAACCGGGCCAAGUACGAUCAGACCGCUCGCGAGUGGACCACCAAGUACGCCAUGUGAGGCGGGCUUGGUCGAGUCUGUGCAGCCGCCGCUCCGACGACUGUGCUCGACGCCGCCAGCACGCUCUCUCUCGCUUGCCCCUGCUCCUGAUCUCUUUGUGAUGCG
This is a messenger RNA of Thecamonas trahens ATCC 50062, 813 nucleotides long. Its product is annotated as ubiquitin-conjugating enzyme E2-16 kDa. The transcript is spliced from 4 exons. The record is from RefSeq and is a predicted model, not a curated record. Gene Ontology annotation, biological process: protein polyubiquitination. Gene Ontology annotation, cellular component: nucleus. NCBI's taxonomy places the organism in Eukaryota, Apusomonadida, Apusomonadidae. Bases 235 to 708 code for a protein of 157 amino acids. Gene Ontology annotation, molecular function: ubiquitin conjugating enzyme activity.